CUUUGAAUGAGAUAUUUACAAGUUUGUUACACCUCCCAGUGAACACCGGCAGAUUCACCGGCAUCUUCCCAAGAAGGUGGAUAUACAAGUGCUUGGGGGCACGGCACUAACUCUCGUAUUAAGUUAAUUAUGUAUUUCAGGUAUUUAUCUAUGGAGGAGUGUGAAGAUGUAGGAUGCAAAAAGAAGGUUUACAAUGACUCAAAGAUGGAAACACGCCAGACCCUUAGAAAUAUGAAAAUUCCUCUAAGCAGGAGUCCAGAUGUAUCUAUGAAGAUUAACAUGAUGGAAGAGCCUCAACCAGCAGCUUGUUCCUUGGUAGGAUCAGAGAUCAGUCUCUCUCCGAAGGGUCAAGGAGAGGAGUCUAAAAAAUCAUGCACAAAUAGAAGUACCUCCUCCAGUUCAUCAUCCUCACAAUGUAAACAGAAAUCAUUUGAUUUAAAUGAGAAAUGUGUUAUUGAUUAUAGUGACACAAUCUUCAGAAAUCCAGACACCUCAAGAUUUGUAAAUCAGAAGAGUGGGAAAGAGGACUCUGAAGAUUCCCAAGAAUCUAAUAAAAGUGAAAAGAAACUUCAACAUCCAGUCCAGACUAUGCAUAAGCCGUAUGUUUGCCCUAUUUGUCAGAGGGUUUUUACGGAAAACUAUGCAAACGAGAGGCAGCAAUCAGCAAUCAUGUUCCCGGCGGAGGGAGUGAAAGAUAUUUACUACAAUGUUUAUUUUCAAUUGCUCUCUUGACCACUGUGUAUAUGCUGAGAGAUAAGCGUGCACCUUUGUGUAUAUAGCAAUAUAUAUGAUUAAGAGGUCUGUGCUUCCAGCAAGAUCAGCCCAUUUAGUGGGUAUGCUCUUGAGAACAAUUAAAUAUGUUUUCAGUGAGCAAAACAGCUAUUUCACAUACAAAAAUAAAUCUAAAUGAUUAUUUUCAAAUACAUUUACACUCUGCAGCUAGUAUAGCAAUUCAUUGGGGACAUAUUAAGGGGGAACCAGUACAGUGCCCCUUUAAUAAUACAUACAGUGUGGCCUAACUUUGUCAGGUGCAGAACAAUGACAUAAGAAAGGAAUUAAAAUUCCCUCAUUUGGGUGGAAUCUUGUGAAUACUUAAGGCAACUGACUUCAUUUGUACCAUAUUUUGAUAGAAAACCAGCAAUUUUGUCUCUGGUAAUAAUAAUGCUUGGAGACCUGCAAUAUUGUAGCUAAGGUAUUGGCUAUGUAAUAAUGAUUCCCAAUGUCAGAUUACAGGAUACCUCCCUGAAUUACUAAACUGAAGGUACACUCAAAACCUGAAGAACAUUUGUAGAAUGUGGUCCGAACCAUAUCAUGGAUUUUGUACCCAACCAAUAUCAAAAGAAUUACAGAAGAAAUGUUAUGAUAUUAAUUCUAUUAAGUAUUGUCUUCCUUUCUUCAUCUUCCAUAUCAUGUUAUCUGUAGAAUUGGCACGUUUUCAUGGCACUGAAUAUUAUGCUGAAGGCCACGUUGUUUGAAUGGGAAUAAGUAUUGGACAAAAAGGCCUGAAGAUCUAAACCUCUCUACUCUGGUGAGAUUAUCUAAGAAGUCUUGUCAGUAUUAUGAGGUCCUUCAGAUGAUUUUAUAAGGACAAAUUAUAGCUUGAGACCUGUUUGUCUUGCUAUACAGGUUGUGGAUAUGAAGGAAAAACACAUAUAUCUCAAUAUAAUGCUCAACAAAAGCCCCACAGAUUUUGUGUGACUUCUCUCUAUGCUGGCAAGGUUUUGAUCAGAGAGGUUAUAGUGUUUUAGAUGUGUCCAAGGCGUACCUUCUGUACAGGUGUUGAUAGGACUAACAGGUAACUUAGCAGCUUGUAAGUACUGCAAAUGCUUCUGAUUUGUCUUACAAUUAGUCCUGUUAGCAUUUAAGGCAGUGUUGGCUAACCUUGGAACCCCUGAUUUUUUUUGGACCUACAUUUCCCAUGCAGUCUAGUUAAGCAUCAUGGGACAUGUAGUUCCGAAACUACAGGAGUGCCAAGGUUAGCCUUUGCUGAUGUAGAGUAUCAUGGGGAAUUUUGUAUGCCUGUGAAUAAUGUCAUCUGUUAUUCAGGAACAUCAUCAUCAUGCAGGAAAAACAGUAAUAACUUAUUAGAAGCAUUUUUGCUAAUGGAAGUUAUUGCAAGAAUGUUUCUAUUUCAUAUUAAAAUGCACCUAUGCACAUUUAAUUUUUUACCUUUCUAUCCCUUUAACUAGGUAAAAUCUCAUCUGCCACUUGCCUGCCCAGUCCAAGUCCCUCUUCAGAGAAGUAACAUUCUUUUCAGACUGUAUUACCUUACUUCAUUUUGUAUUAUCUGCAAACAAUGGUACAUGAUUUUUAAUGCCCCUUGAUGAUCAUUAACCCCUUAAUGACCACUACGUACCCUGUCGUCGCUGGUCUUUAAGGGAUUGUCUGCUUAUAAUAGCGCAGGUCUCGACGCUGUCCGUGAGACCGCGCUAUAGAAAAAGCAACCUCACGUCGCUAGUUGUUAAGGGGUUAAUAAACAGAUUAAAGAGAAGUGGUUACAGGAUAGUACCCUGAGGAACUCAAUCUACCACUUUUGCCCAGCUUGAGAAUUUUCCAUUAACAACUCUCUGCAUUCUAUACUUAAAGUGAAGGUUAAGUAUUUACUAUUUGAAUGCAUAAAAGCAUACAUCACUUAAAUAAUAUUCAUAUCGCUAAGUUUAUUUGAAUACAUUUUGCAAAUGUAUUAUUAUUUUUAACAUAUUAUUCUGCCUACCGUUUGCUUGUAAACUCCCCACCUCUAGUUCCUGAUUUUCUAUGCUGUUGCGUAGAGAGCAGUCCCACACGCUCUAUAAGCAUCUCCCAAGCGCGUUCACGACGACAGGAAGUAUUGCACAUGCGCCAAUCACGAUUAAUCUUACUAAUGCACAUGCAAUAUUUUCCGAUCGCAUUCACCAAUGCACAUGCGUUACUUGCGGUUUGCAACAUACUAUUGUUACUCUACUGUUUGGUAGAGUUCUGUAACAAACAAUGCUACAUAUUACGUUUUGUCCAACUCCAAGCUGUUACACAUGCGCGAAACAGGAGCGCGCGUAGAGUCCAAGACGGAGAAUUAUAGAGUAGCGCAUGCGCAGUUUAAAUAGGAGGCUGGUGACGUAGAUCGACGGCCAGAAUAUCAAUUGGUUCCUUAAAGAACGUGAUCUUGAAAAUACGAAGAAAAUAUGUAUUUUAAAAAGCGAUAAUUUCAUUUCACUGUGAUUUCAUAAAAGAUGAUGACUGAAACUCAUAUUCAUUUUCGACAUAGAUUUGAAUUCAAGUUAGAGAUACCGGUAACUUAACCUUCACUUUAAGCCAGUUUUCAAUUCAAGUACAAGAAUUUGUCUCCCCAUUUGUAAAUUAAUCUGUGUGGAACAGUAUGAAAUUCGUUAGCUAAAUAGAUCACAUCCACUGCCACACCCUGAUCUUUACUUAUACUAACUUACAUGUAAUGCGAUUAGGCUCAUUUGACACAAUAUGACCUUCAUAAAACCAUGUUCACUCCUACUAAUGAUAUUGUUCUAUAAAAUAUAUUCCCAGAUAUCGUCCCUUAGUAAUAUUUCAAACGAUUUUCCCACCACAGAUGUUAAAGGGACAUUCCAGUAAAAAUGUAAAUGCACAUAGAUGAAUUACAUCUAUACAAAUAGAAACAUAUUUACAAUAUACAUGUAUUGGUACAAAUGCUUCUAGUAAAGUUAUCACUGGUUUAGUGUUAGCAUUUGUCUGUGCACGUGAGGCAUAACUAGAUAUUCUCAGUGCACCAGCAUUUUACAUACCGCAGCUGCUCAGAGCACCAGUGGGGCUUGUAUAAUGUCAGCAAUUAUCACAUUGAGUCAUUACCAGAUGGUACAAGCACUUUAGACUUUCUGAACAUGUGCUGGGUUUAAAAUGCUUGUGCACGGAGCAUACUUAAAUAGACUUUCAAAACAGCUAUAGCUUUUAUUAGAAGCAUUUUUGCCAGUACACGUAUACUAUUCAAAACUAAAAAUACAUCCAUGUGGAUUCCAAUUUUGGCUGAAAUGUCCCUUUAAACUCACAGGUCAGAGGGCACCAUAUCUACAACCCCAGAACAAACAAAAAAAAUCCUUGAAGAUUAAAAACAGUAGUUUGACUAUUUCCAAUCCAACUGAUUAUUUGGCCAGGACCAUACUCAUGUAUGCUUGAUACUGUUCGGCUUGUCAACUAUAUGCUCACAUGGCCACAACUUUGACUAUGUAUUUAAUCUCUGAUUUUAUAAGAAUAUUGCUAGUGUUUCAGUCUGAACUGUAUUGUGAGAAGCAGAUACUGUAUUAAUGAUGUCAUUACAGUUAACCCUAUGACUUCCACAUUAUAACCAUUGUUUCUCCCAUUUACAUGUUGCAAAUCAGUUUGUUAAUCGAUGGGAUUAAUUAAUCAAUCAAUUAAAUGAAUUGGUUAUGCACAGUUUAUUCCGCCUGUUCAUUCCUUACCUGCGCCUAUCACUUUACAUAGAUGUAUAUAUUAAUCCUAUUGUAUAAAUAAUAAAGGGACAUUUUUGUUUAAAAAUAAGAA
Messenger RNA from Bombina bombina (fire-bellied toad), 4503 nucleotides. RefSeq names its product zinc finger protein OZF. Gene Ontology annotation, biological process: regulation of transcription by RNA polymerase II. Gene Ontology annotation, molecular function: RNA polymerase II cis-regulatory region sequence-specific DNA binding; DNA-binding transcription activator activity, RNA polymerase II-specific. The coding region runs from base 130 to 732 and encodes 200 amino acids. Lineage: Eukaryota; Metazoa; Chordata; Amphibia; Anura; Bombinatoridae. Gene Ontology annotation, cellular component: nucleus. The transcript has 3 exons. The record is from RefSeq and is a predicted model, not a curated record.